AUGGUAGCACAACAACCUGCGACAUUGAUGUCGCAGGAACAAGAAGAAAGAAGAUUCCGAAUUGCACAACCAGGAAGAUUUGCGAACAACUCAAAGGAACAGACCUUUGAACAGUUCGUUGAAAAACUGGCUGUAUGGUACGCACACCAAAGAGUAACUGCGGACAGAGAUCGCAUUAUGGGUGUAUUGGCUUUAUUGGAAGGCCGGGCACAUACGGUGGCCGGUAACUAUUAUCGCAUGGUCAAAGACUCUAAAGAUUUGGGGAAGUAUGAUGACUUCCUACACCAAAUGCGGAGAGCUUUCACCACUACGGAUCAAGAAGAAGAUGCGCGUCAGGAAUUCUUGAGAAUGCUCAAGAAAUAUGAAACUGUAGCGGCAAAAGACACCGCUAAGUUCAUUGGUGAAUUCAGAGGUCUGGCAGACCUCGUGAAGUCAACCGAUUCAGAAUUGAUCGCAGCAAUCAGAGACAGAUUGCAUAGGGAGAUCAAGAAUGUCUUGGCGGCCAGGGCAAGUUCCCAGUGGCCAAAGAAAUGGUCAGAGUACUGUGAUUAUGUACUUGACAUUUGCAGGAGACAUGGAUAUUCAACAAUUGGUUUCAUCAAUGGGCCCAUCAUCUUCAAAGGACCCGAACGCCAUGGAGGUGGAUAA
Molecule: messenger RNA, 648 nt
Organism: Fibroporia radiculosa
Lineage: Eukaryota; Fungi; Basidiomycota; Agaricomycetes; Polyporales; Fibroporiaceae
Exons: 1
Coding region: 1-648 (215 amino acids)
Source: RefSeq, a predicted model, not a curated record